AAGCAGCUGGCGCCCGUAAAUAAAUAAAUAGUACAUAGCUCCAUCUCUCACUUGAGCUUUUCUCCAACUCAUCAAGAAAGCUGCAUUCGGCCGCAUUUCACCAGCUGAACUAACACAAUGGCCUCGACUGUUGGAAAGACCAUCACCUGCAAGGCUGCCGUAGCCUGGGAGGCUGGCAAGGAGCUGAGCAUCGAGGACGUCGAAGUUGCUCCUCCCAAGGCCCAUGAAGUCCGCGUGCAGAUUUACUACACCGGCGUCUGCCACACUGAUGCCUACACUCUGUCCGGCAAGGACCCGGAGGGAGCUUUCCCCGUCAUCCUGGGACACGAGGGAGCUGGUAUUGUCGAGUCUGUUGGUGAGGGUGUCACCAACGUGAAGCCCGGUGAUCACGUCGUUGCUCUCUACACACCCGAGUGCAAAGAGUGCAAGUUCUGCAAGUCCGGAAAGACUAACCUCUGCGGCAAGAUCCGAGCUACUCAGGGCAAGGGUGUCAUGCCCGAUGGCACCAGCCGAUUCAAGUGCAAGGGCAAGGAUCUCCUCCACUACAUGGGCACGUCAACUUUCUCUCAGUACACCGUCCUCGCCGAUAUCUCUGUUGUAGCUGUUCAAGCCGACGCACCCAUGGACCGAACUUGUCUCCUAGGUUGCGGCAUCACCACCGGUUACGGCGCAGCCCGCGUCACCGCCAAAGUGGAGGAGGGUUCUAACGUCGCCAUCUUUGGAGCCGGAUGCGUUGGUCUGUCUGUUGUUCAGGGAGCUGCCGUCAACAAGGCCGGCAAGAUCAUCGUGGUGGACGUCAACCCGGCCAAGGAGGAGUGGGCGAAGAAGUUUGGUGCCACCGACUUUGUGAACCCUAAUGAUUUGAAGGGACAGACUAUCGUCGAGAAGCUGCUUGAGAUGACUGACGGCGGCUGCGACUACACGUUUGAUUGCACUGGUAAUGUCAAUGUGAUGCGUGCUGCUCUGGAGGCUUGCCACAAGGGUUGGGGUGAGAGUAUCAUUAUCGGUGUCGCUGCUGCUGGACAGGAGAUUGCCACUCGCCCAUUCCAACUUGUCACUGGCCGUGUCUGGAAGGGCUGCGCGUUUGGCGGCAUCAAGGGCCGCACGCAGCUGCCUGGACUUGUCGACGACUAUCUGUCUGGAGCUCUCAAGGUCGACGAGUUCAUCACACACCGCAAAACGCUUGGUGAGAUUAAUAAUGCGUUUGAGACGAUGAAGCAGGGAGACUGCAUCCGAGCUGUUGUUGAUGCGCGGACCUUGUAACAGGAUGCGCUGAAGGAGGGGCCAGAUCCAAGAGCCACACUUGGUGUCAAAUUGUAAAAUAAAAGGAUUUUAAUUUCAUGAUAAAAGAAGAAGAUGCAAUGAAGAUAGAGAACUGGGGUAGUCAGAAUGUCAGAAGCCAGUUUGUACCUUGAUGGUUACCUCGGUGGAGAAAGAUAUGCACAAGGGUAGUAGUACACAUACAUGUAUGAUGCACCGCAAGUUAUGCAGCCUCCGAUAUUAGAAAAAUAGUCUACACCAAAGUCUUAUAUCUUGGGAUCUUGCAUCGACCCAAGCAAUCGACAGACAAGAGGGGACGGAGCAUCG
Molecule: messenger RNA, 1587 nt
Organism: Trichoderma atroviride IMI 206040
Lineage: Eukaryota; Fungi; Ascomycota; Sordariomycetes; Hypocreales; Hypocreaceae
Biological process (GO): formaldehyde catabolic process
Cellular component (GO): cytosol
Molecular function (GO): S-(hydroxymethyl)glutathione dehydrogenase [NAD(P)+] activity; zinc ion binding
Source: RefSeq, a predicted model, not a curated record